Messenger RNA from Coregonus clupeaformis (lake whitefish), 2763 nucleotides. Its product is annotated as E3 ubiquitin/ISG15 ligase TRIM25-like. The coding region runs from base 32 to 1789 and encodes 585 amino acids. Lineage: Eukaryota; Metazoa; Chordata; Actinopteri; Salmoniformes; Salmonidae. Gene Ontology annotation, molecular function: protein binding; zinc ion binding. The transcript is spliced from 6 exons. The record is from RefSeq and is a predicted model, not a curated record.
UGCUGCUCAGUCUGUUAGUGUGUGCACCGCAAUGGCAGCAGCCAUGGAUUCCAUCAGUUGUUCAAUAUGUCUGGAUCUAUUGAAGGAUCCGGUGACUAUUCCCUGUGGACACAGCUACUGUAUGGGUUGUAUUAAGGACUGCUGGGAUCAGGAUGAUCUGAAGGGUGUCCUGAUCAGCUGCCCUCAGUGCAGACAGACCUUCAUCCCAAGGCCUGUUCUGAAGAAAAGCACCAUGCUAGCAGAAUUGGUGGAGAAUCUGAAGAAGACAGGACUCCAAGCUGCUACCCCUGGUCACCAUUAUGCUGGACCUGGAGAUGUGGUGUGUGAUGUCUGCACUGGGAGAAAACUAAAAGCUGUCAAGUCCUGUCUGGUGUGUCUAGCCUCUUACUGUGAGCCUCACCUCCAGCCUCACUAUGAAUCUCCUACCUUUAAGAAACACAAGCUGGUCAAAGCCUCCACACAACUAGAGGAGAAGAUCUGCUCUCGUCAUGACAAACUGGUGGAGAUUUACUGCCGUACCGAUCAGAAGUUUAUCUGUUAUCUGUGUACAAUGGAUGAACAUAAAGGCCAUGAUACAGUCUCAGCUGAAUCAGAAAGGACUGAGAGACAGAGGCAGCUGGGAGAGAAAAAGAAGGAAUCCAAACAGAGAAUCCAGAAGAGACAGAAAGAGAUGCAGGAGGUGAGACAGGCUGUGAAAUCACUCAAGUGCUCUGCACAUGCAGCAGUGGAGGACAGUGAGAGGAUCUUUACUGAGCUGAUCCGCUCCAUUGAGAGAAAGUGCUCUGAGGUGAAAGAGCUGAUCAGAGCCCAGGAGAAGGCUGAAGUGAGUCGAGCUAAAGGACUACUGAAGCAACUGGACCAGGAGAUGGCUGAGCUGAGGAGGAGAGAGGCUGAGUUGGAGCAGCUCUCACACACAGAAGACAACAUCCAAUUCCUCCAGAGUUUCCAGUCUCUCUGUGUCCCUCCUCGAUCUGAAGACUUACCCUGCAUCACUGUCAACCAACACGUCACCUUUCAGGAUGUAAGGGAAUCAGUCUUUGAGCUGAAAAGCCAAGUAGGAAAAAUCUGCUCUGGGGAAAUUGCCAAGAUCUCUGUAAAAGUGACAAAAGUCCACAUUGUUCCACCUUCUGAGCCCCGUUGUGUUCUGUCAUUUGGCACAACUCAGUCUGGACUGUCAGUUGGAGGACUAGCAUCACAUGGGAAUGACACCACCUGUCAGAAGACAAGGCCUGAACCUAAGACCAGAGAAGAGUUAUUAGAAUAUUCCUGCCAGCUCACAUUGGAUCCCAACACAGCAUUUAAAAUGCUGUGUCUGUCUGAGGGGAACAGAAAGGUGACACGGCGUUAUAAGGACCAGCUUUAUCCUGCCCAUUCAGACAGGUUUACCACCUACCCCCAGGUGUUGUGUGGAGAGGGUCUCUCUGGAGCCUGCUACUGGGAGGUAGAGUGGAGCGGAGACUGGGUUGAUAUAGCUGUCUCAUAUAAAGGGAUCAGCAGGAGAGGACCUGAUGAGGGUUUGUUUAGAAGCAGUAAACAGGCCUGGUGUUUGGAGUGUGAUGCUUCUGGUUGCUCUUUCUAUCACAAUGAUAAACAGACUGUCAUACCUGUCUGCUGUUCCACCAGAGUAGGUGUGUACCUGGACCACAGUGCAGGAGCUCUGUCUUUCUACAGCAUCUCUGACACAAUGACCCUCCUCUGCAGAGUCCAAACCACUUUCACUCAGCCCCUCUAUCCUGGGUUCACAGUCUCUAGAACUGUGAAUAUACUGAAACAACCAAGAUUAUUAUAGUAAACGAAAACUGAAACGAAAAUGAAAACAAAUCUUGAAAAAACAAUUUAGUCAACUGAAAUAAAAUAACUAACAACCCUGUUUGAAAAACUAAAACUAUACUGAAACUAUUAUCUUUGACUCCAAAAUGAACUAAAAUAAAAUAAAACCAUUAUGAACUAUGUUCAGUUUUAGUUUAUUUUUCAAAACUUUGGGCAAAUAUCUAAUGGGAUUUUCAACUGGGUUUUGAAGCUUUUAGGGAGUUUUCUUGCUACUGAAUCUGGUGGGUAAAUGCUACCAGGAGAAGCCGAUGUUUCAAAUAGGGCUAGCUUGUGGAUCACUAUCACAAGGGACGGACUUAGUGAUUUGGAGGCCACAGGCAGAUGCCAGUCUGAACCCGCCCUCCCCCUUGAACGAAGCAGAAUGAAAAGGCUAACUGAAAACCCUUGAAAUGCCCUUCAUUAGUAAAGGUCUUUGCAUCACCACCUAGAGCGGUGGGCAAUCAUUUUGUCUCGAGGUGCACAUCUGGAUAAAAAAAUUCAACGGAGGGCCGCACAGACUUUUUUUGGGACCAAUUUGUUUGUCAAAAGCAAUUUGCGGCCCAGAAAAAGGGUAGUUAUUUGAAAAUGGGAACAUUAUAGUUUCUACAUACUUUCUAUCUGGUUUUAGUUACAGUGCCUUCAUCUUCUAACUAACCCGUUUGACAGGAUCAGCUGAGCAAGGCACUGUACAGAAUCACUGAUCUACAAAUCAUAUUCCUACCCAUAUAACUACUCAUUAUUUUCUCGCAGCACCUUGCUCAGACCUAUCCCCUGGAACACACUGUAAGUCUAUGACCAUGGAGGAUUGCCACUGUUGCCAAGUGAAAUGGGAACCCAGGACUCCAGUUCACAUAAUCCAGGUCUCCACCUGAUCUCCCAUUAUACUGCCUACAGACUUUGUUCUCCUGAAUCGUCACUUUAAUCUUCCUCAAUAAAUCUGGUUAUAACUAUGUA